GGCGGGUGAAGCAGCUCUGGAGGGUUUUUAAUGUUUUGGAGUGUUUUCAGGCUUUGGCUGUUCCUGUCCCCAAGCUGCUCUUCUGCUGGAGUGUUCUGAGUGUUCAGGCUGUGGCUGUUCCUGUCCCCAAGCUGCUCUUCUGCUGGAGUGUUCUGAGUUUUCAGGCUGUUCUGAAGUUUUUGCCCUGUUUACUGGCUGAUUAUUUGAUUUCUUUGCCCUGAUUUUGUAGCUCUGGGACUUUUUGCCGGCUGGUGUUUUUGCACUUUUUUACUAGAUAAUUUAGGCUGAUCUUUUUGAGUCUUUGCCAGUUUUCAGGCUGAUCUUUUGGAGUAUUGGGGCAUUUUACUGGCUGAUACUUGGGAGUUUUUGCAACUUUGUCUGGCUGAUGUGGAGUUUUUGCACCAUUUUCUUGCUGGUUCUUUGGAGGUUUUGCAGGCUGAUCUUUUUGGAGCUUUUACCUGAGUUUUAACCUGAUUAUUUGGAGUAUUCUGAACAUUUUUACAGGCUGGAGCUUUUGCUCUUUUUGAAGGCCGAGGCUGGAGUUUUUGAAGUUUUGUGUCUUUUGUGUGGGCUGCUGUUGCCCCUCGGUUGCUCUUGCAUGAACAGAAGACUUGAGUCAGAGGAAGCUGUGGCCUCUUGGUGGACAGGAGGAAGGGCUAAAGGUCUCACUCAUCAGCCAAUUGGACUUCAUUAUCUGCAGCCAUGGACGACCCCGAUGCUCCGUAUUUGGCCUUUAAUGACCUGAACAGUAACGGCGGCUCAAUGUGGUCAGACAUUCUGGCCCGGCAGGAGCAGAGGGAGGUGGAGAGCUUCAGGAGGAAGCUCAAAUAUUUCUUCAUGAACCCCUGUGAGAAGUACCGGGCGCGAGGCAGGAAGCCGUGGAAACUGAUGUUGCAGAUCAUCAAGAUCGCGGUCAUCACCAUCCAGCUGGUGUCAUUUGGUCUCAGUAACCAGAUGGUAGUGACGUUUAAAGAAGAGAACCUGAUGGCAUUUAAGCACCUGUUCCUGAAGGACUACACUCACCACAGCUCUAACAGCUACGCCGUGUACACGCAAGCUGAGGUCUACUCUCACCUCUCCUACAUCGUGGAUCGGUUCCUGAGGUUGCGGAACAUAACGGUAGGGAACCACGCGUAUGAGAAGGAUGGACAUUACUUCACUCCUCUGCUGAUGUGCCAGCAGUUCUACCACAACGGCAGCAUCUUGCCCGGCAAUGAGACCUUUGAGAUUGACGCUCAGGUGGAGGAAGAGUGCCUUGAGAUUUACCCUGUUCAGCUUCCAACCACUAUGGAAGGUGCAGACCUGUCCAACUUCACUCUGCAGUUCAAACGGCUGCUGGAGGUAAAUGUUUACUUCACUUUAAAAGCCAUAAACCUGCAGACGGUUCAGCACCACGAGCUUCCUGACUGCUAUGACUUCAGCAUCACGAUCAGGUUCAACAACAGGGCCCACAGUGGGCAGAUCAAAGUGGAUCUGGACAAUGACGUGGACAUUAAUGAGUGCAGAGACUGGAAAGUCACGGGAGCCUCCCCAAAGAACAUCUACUACACUGUGCUGUUUGAUGUUGUGAUCAUUCUGACCUGCCUGGCGUCUCUGGUGCUCUGCACGCGCUCGGUGAGCACCGGAGUACAGCUGCAGUUUGAGUACAGAGCCUUCUUCCUGAGGCACUUCGGUAAACUGGUGUCCUGGUCUGACCGGAUGGAGUUCAUUAACGGCUGGUAUAUCCUCAUCGUCAUCAGCGACAUCCUCACCAUCACCGGAUCUGUGCUCAAAAUCGCCAUUCAGCUCAAGGCUCUGACCAGUUAUGACAUCUGCAGUAUCCUCCUGGGCACCGGCACCAUGCUCGUGUGGAUCGGGGUGCUGCGCUACAUGGGCUACUUCAAGAAAUACAAUAUUCUGAUCAUCACUCUGAGGGCAGCCUUCCCCAACGUGAUCCGCUUCUGCUGCUGCGCUGCCAUGAUCUACCUGGGCUACUGCUUCUGCGGCUGGAUCGUGCUGGGGCCUUACCACGACAAGUUCCGUUCUCUGAACACGGUCACCGAGUGCCUCUUCUCCCUGAUCAACGGUGAUGAUAUGUUCGCCACCUUUAAGAACAUGCAGCAGAAGAGCUACCUAGUGUGGCUGUUCAGCCGCGUCUACCUCUACACCUUCGUUUCGCUCUUCAUCUACAUGGUGCUCAGCCUCUUCAUCACCUUAAUCACAGACACCUACGAGACCAUCAAGCAGCAGCAGUCAGAUGGAGAGCCUGUCUCUGAACUGCAGGCAUUCAUUUCAGAGUGUAAAGACCACCCCAGCUCUGGCUGCUACCGUGUGGAAGGCCGAUCCUCUACCUGCCUGUUCUGCUGCGUUCGAAGGCCUAACGAUUUGCAAGAGAGACUGGAAUGCUAAAGUGGGAUUGCAUCACUCUUGCAUUAAUGGAUUUUUCCAGUGGGUCCUAACCAGAGACUCUGAAAACUCCUGCUCUGUUUCUCUGCUUUAACAUGGAUUAUUCCGGUGGUGCAAGUAAUGAACUACUAAACAAACCCCCUUCUUUGAGGUGGGUGUGUUGGAGAAGAGAACAUGGUGCAAUGCACAGGACAGGGAUACUCUAGGACCAGGAUAGGCAACUACUGAAUUCUUCCAAUUUAUACUGUUUACAUGUACAAGGUAUAAGGCAGUAGGGACAUAUGAAUAUUCCAAUUCUUCAGAAGUGUUGAUUACUGUUUUCACACUGGCUUUUUUGUUAUGUCUGUUAUGUCUUCAGUUUUGAUUGUGGCACUUGACACUUUGGCAGAUGUUAAUAUAUUAGGUAAAGCUAAUAUAAAUAAAUGCUUGUUGCUUCAAUAA
Messenger RNA from Pygocentrus nattereri (red-bellied piranha), 2826 nucleotides. It is a transcript of the gene mcoln3b, whose product is annotated as mucolipin 3b. The coding region runs from base 703 to 2388 and encodes 561 amino acids. NCBI's taxonomy places the organism in Eukaryota, Metazoa, Chordata, Actinopteri, Characiformes, Serrasalmidae. Gene Ontology annotation, molecular function: NAADP-sensitive calcium-release channel activity. The transcript has 14 exons. Gene Ontology annotation, cellular component: lysosomal membrane; plasma membrane. The record is from RefSeq and is a predicted model, not a curated record.